Ceratotherium simum simum (southern white rhinoceros) is the source of this 3920-nucleotide messenger RNA. RefSeq names its product apelin receptor (gene APLNR). Gene Ontology annotation, biological process: neutrophil chemotaxis; immune response; positive regulation of cytosolic calcium ion concentration. Gene Ontology annotation, cellular component: external side of plasma membrane; membrane. Gene Ontology annotation, molecular function: C-C chemokine binding; C-C chemokine receptor activity. Lineage: Eukaryota; Metazoa; Chordata; Mammalia; Perissodactyla; Rhinocerotidae. The record is from RefSeq and is a predicted model, not a curated record.
GCAGGCUGCAAACCACAGAUAACAUUCUGCCCAGCACAGCAGGGGUCAAUUUGGUCCACUUGUCCAGUGACAAGAAGGGAAAAAAAAAAGUGGGCUGUAACUUAAAGAUCUUAAGACUCACAAAUGAGGGGUUGGUCUGGAGGUGGGAGGAGGGAGUGACAAGCCAAGGAGGAGACAGAGACUCAGGAGGGCUCGAGGAAGUGUCUUAGCUGAGGCUGGGGCCAAGCAGUGGAGGGCGGAGGGAAGUCUGCAUAAGCAAAGCAUCCUCCAGGGUCCUGAGAAUCCAGAAGCAGCUCCUCCUGCUGCUGGGAAGGGCUCCGGACACCUUCAGCCCUUGUUGCCUGCCCUCUGAGGCUCAAGCCAGAAGCUCAGGGUGCUUGCUGGGUUGCUGACACAGCCACGGAGCUGGUACCCUCAGGACCCCCUGCCCGUCUUCUCUCCGCUCCCCAGCAUGGAGGAGGGUGGCGAAUUCGACAACUACUAUGGGGCAGACAACCAGUCUGAGUGUGAGUAUACAGACUGGAAGUCCUCGGGGGCCCUCAUCCCUGCCAUCUACAUGCUGGUCUUCCUCCUGGGCACUUCUGGCAAUGGCCUGGUGCUCUGGACUGUGUUUCGGAGCAGCCGCGAGAAGAGGCGCUCGGCUGACAUCUUCAUCGCCAGCCUGGCGGUGGCCGACCUGACUUUCGUGGUGACCCUGCCGCUGUGGGCCACCUACACGUACCGGGACUAUGACUGGCCCUUUGGUACCUUCGCCUGCAAGGUCAGCAGCUAUGUCAUCUUUGUCAACAUGUACGCCAGUGUCUUCUGCCUCACUGGCCUCAGCUUCGACCGCUACCUGGCCAUCGUGAGGCCAGUGGCCAAUGCUCGGCUCAGGCUGCGGGUCAGCGGGGCUGUGGCCACGGUGGUCCUGUGGGUGCUGGCCGCCCUCCUGGCCACGCCGGUCAUGGUGUUCCGCUCCACUGGGGACCUGGACAAUACCACCAAAGUGCAGUGUUACAUGGACUACUCCAUGGUGGCGACCUCGAGCUCCGAGUGGGCCUGGGAGGUGGGCUUGGGGGUCUCGUCCACCGCUGUGGGCUUUGUGGCACCCUUCAUCAUCAUGCUGACCUGUUACUUCUUCAUCGCCCAAACCAUCGCCGCCCACUUCCGCAAGGAGCGCAUCGAGGGCCUGCGGAAGCGGCGCCGGCUGCUCAGCAUCAUCGUGGUGCUGGUGGUGACCUUCGCCCUCUGCUGGAUGCCCUACCACCUGGUGAAGACGCUCUACAUGCUGGGCAGCCUGCUGCACUGGCCCUGUGACUUCGACCUCUUCCUCAUGAAUGUCUUCCCCUACUGCACCUGCAUCAGCUAUGUCAACAGCUGCCUCAACCCCUUCCUCUACGCCUUCUUCGACCCCCGCUUCCGCCAGGCCUGCGCCUCUAUGCUCUGCUGGGGCGAGAGCAGGUGUGGGGCUACCUCCCACAGCAGCAGUGGGGAGAAGUCGGCCAGCUACUCCUCGGGGCACAGCCAGGGGCCCGGUCCCAACUCGGGGAAGGGCGGAGAGCAGACGCAUGAGAAAUCCAUCCCCUACAGCCAAGAGACCCUUGUGGUUGACUAGGGCUGGGAUCCAAGAGAAGCCCCGUGCCCUCUGCCUUGCCUCAGCCUUUGCCCUUGCUCUCUGAAAGUCAGGUAGCAUGAAUGCGCCUUCUCUCUUGCACUUGACUCUUUUCCCUGCUCCCUGUCUCUCUCCUCCGUCUUGUCCUCCUUUCUCCUCUAUUCUUGUCCAGAGGUUUGUGGAUUGGUGGAAGGAGGCUGCGCCCUGCAGGCUCGUGCUCUGCAACUCAGUGUCUGUGCAACUGACCUUGCACAAGUCUCUUACCUCUCUGAGCCUCAGUUUCUCCAUUUGUAUAAAAUGGGAGAAGUCAUACUGACACUAAAAUGUUGAUGUGCGUAUCCUGGCUCAAUAAAAGUUCAUUUCCCUCCACCCCUUUUCUUGGAUCUUCAGCUCCCUUUUCUUCCUCCUUUUCUUUUACUUUUCUCUCCCCUCUUCCUCCUUCUGUGUUUCCCUCUAUCUCUGCAAUUUUUACUCUGAAUCCUUAUCUUCUGGCUCCUACUCCCUCUCCCAUAGCUCGUCCCCCUCCCUCAAUCCCUCCUUCCUCCCUUUUGCCUCCUUGUUCUAAAGGGCUCCUAAGGGUGAAGAAUCCUGAAGCCUGAAAACACUACUUCUGUUCAAGCUCUUUAUCCAGGUCCCUGAGAGAGCCAGGGAAAGGGCUGGGGCGGGGGUGGGGGGCUGGGUGUCAGCAAAUAGUGCUCCAAUCUCUGCAGCUACGAGCUCCAAAACUUUCCCCCAAAUCAGAUUAGUUUGCUGUAAGUUUGGGCACUGACGGUAGAGCCAUCCCAGAAGCGGGCCUCCCUCCCUGCAGCCCUUCCAUGAUGCCAACUUGAUAUGCUUUCUGCAGAUUUCCUCAGACCGUUCCAUUCAUCCUCUGUUCUCUGUGGGGAUUGGAAGGCAAUGGGUUGAUGAAGCAACAGGCUCCUUGGUUUCAUUCUUUGAUUGGGGAGUUGGGAAGGGAAAGUGGAGAAAGAGGGGAGUCUGCAUGUAGUCUAUAUGCUACUUGGCUUUCUUCCCCAAAUCCUCACCCCUUCAACCUCCUCCAGAACUGUGAGCUACAGGUCUUCCCCAUCUCCCCACCCCACCCUGUCAGCCCAGGACACUUUUCUUGGGCACUGGUGCUAGUUGGUGCCAAGAGUGACUUUGGUGGGGAUGGGAUGCUUGCUUUGUGUGUGUGUGUAUAUAUAUAUAUAUAUUAGCAUGGAUGUGCAUAACAUGAAGAGCAGUGUGCCUGUGUCACUUGUCACUUGUAUGAACACCCCCAACCCCCCACAUCUCCACUCUUCACACAAUAUCCUUGAGGGAAGAAGGGACAUAUUGAGGGAAUAUAGAAUAAAAAUGAGUCUACCCCCCACUGGAUUUGGGGGCUCUGACGGCUGGUCCGUGCUUUAAGAGAGGAAUCUAUGUUUGCAGUGGGCUCCCUAUGGGGAGACUUCUCCCCAAAGCAGCUGGCACCCAAGGCUUGGGGAAGUCCUAUGUGCUGGGCCCCUGCCCUUCCCCAGUUCCAUAAACAGGAGGCUGGUUAAAAGCUUCCCUUGGCCCCUUUCCCACACCUCCCCACCUUGCUUUGAGUUUACGAGCAUUUCCCUCAUCACUCUCUCCUUUUCCAGGGUCAAUGGACUUCUUCCUAAGGGAGGGCACCUGCUUUCCAUGGGGUGAAAAACAUUGGGUGGAUUUUUUCUCACCUCACUGUCAAUAUUGGACCCCUGGGCUUUUCCUGCUGGAUUGGGGGGCUGGGAACAGUGACUGGAGCAGCCAUGUAGGGCUGACAGCAUGACAUCCACACCGCCAGAGAGACCUUGAGGAUGAAAUUGAUGGUGGGGCCUUUGUGAGCUGGGGGUGGGAUGUGUAUAUUCCGGGUUUUGUUCUUGGAGGAUUCUGGACGUGAAGGACAAGACAUGAGCCAUGCAGGCAGGAAGAGCCCAGCUUGAUGUAAAAGGACUUCUUGACAACUGCUGGGAUGGAGCCAGCUCUGGGAGCAGAGGGAGGAGGAGAGGGAAGAGGCUCCUCUCAGCUUAGUGUCCCCAUCACAGGCUAGAAUCUUUCACAGACUCACUUUCUUGGCCCAGGGCUGUCGCCAAAGCAUCCAGUCAAGACUGGAGGGGGCUUCUAGAAGGGAAGGGGGUGCCCCUCUGAGGCCCUCCUGAGUGAUCUGCAGGGAUCACUGCCUGGAGUCCUGCCUGGAGCUCGUCAGUGGGCCUGGACAGAGGGUGGAGGAGGCUGCCUGCUGUGAUGCUCCCUCAUCCCCCACCCGCCCCUUCUUUGGAAUGUCUGUGCUAUUUUCUGACCCUGUUUGUCACUGCGGUUCAUCAAAUAAAUCUCUUUUGUGUAA